Messenger RNA from Parnassius mnemosyne (clouded apollo), 780 nucleotides. The record is from the annotation of a GenBank genome assembly. NCBI's taxonomy places the organism in Eukaryota, Metazoa, Arthropoda, Insecta, Lepidoptera, Papilionidae.
AUGCCGCAGAACGAAUACAUUGAACGCCACAAAAAGCUUUACGGUAGGCGGCUUGAUUAUGAAGAGCGGAAAAGAAAGAAGGAAGCGCGUGAGCCACAUAAGAGAGCUGAAAAGGCGCGUAAGUUAAGAGGUAUCAAGGCUAAGAUUUACAACAAGGAACGUCGUAAUGAAAAGAUUCAAAUGAAAAAGAAGAUCAAGGCACAUGAGGAGAAAAAUGUUAAACAAAAUACAGAGAAAGUGUCUGAGGGUGCGUUGCCUGUGUAUCUUCUGGACAGAGAUGUACAAUCCCGCGCCAAAGUUCUGUCAAAUAUGAUUAAACAGAAACGCAAAGAAAAAGCAGGAAAAUGGGAUGUUCCAAUACCAAAAGUAAGAGCACAAGCUGAUGCUGAAGUGUUUAAAGUUUUAAAGUCUGGUAAAUCAAAGAGAAAAGCAUGGAAACGGAUGGUAACCAAAGUUACAUUUGUAGGAGAAAACUUCACACGUAAACCGCCUAAGUUUGAGCGUUUCAUUCGGCCAAUGGCAUUGCGGUUUAAAAAAGCACAUGUCACCCACCCAGAAUUGAAAGCCACCUUCUGUCUGCCAAUAAUAGGUGUUAAAAAGAAUCCCAGCUCUCAAAUGUAUACAAGUUUGGGAGUUAUAACUAAGGGUACGGUCAUUGAAGUGAACAUUUCUGAACUUGGUCUUGUGACACAGGCUGGAAAAGUUGUUUGGGGGAAGUAUGCUCAGGUCACCAACAAUCCUGAGAAUGAUGGUGUAAUUAAUGCUAUACUUCUUGUUUGA